GUCGCUACGUGGAGCCCUGACAUUAGUUCCGCUAGUGUUGAAAAAUGCUUUGGGUCUCCAUAUUAAUGAUAUUUUUUAGUAAUUAGUAACAAAAUUUUAGAUUUUUGGAAUAGAAUUAUUUUAUAAUAAUCAUGCCAAUUAAAAGUUGUGACUAUAUAUAUUACGACCUAUCUGCUUCUAGAAAUAAACACGGAAGGCUUACACUGUCACACCAAACAGUAAUGGCGGACACCGUUCACGCAGCGUCGGAGUCCGAUGACUGUUUAAACCCAGAAAUCAGAUCCGAGAUGGAGGUAGUAAAAUCACCCGAAGAGGAAAACGUCGAAACCAAAGAAAAGAGCAUAAAUAUCAGCGGAGAUCCUUUCAAGAAACCGGCCAUUUUUGCGGCGCCGUCAGUAGCGUUUAAGAAGAGCAAAAGUGUGCAGAAGGUCGAACCCGAGUCUGACAGCAGUGCAGUCAAGCUGAUCAAAGAUCACCCGAAACCUGAGGCAUCAUCUGUGCAAGAACCUUCUAAAGAAUCCUCAGAGAAUGAUGAUCAGUCCAUUAAACAUGAUUCUGAAAAUCGAAAUCAACCUCCUGUGAGCGAGAAGCGUCCUGCACCAGAAAGGCAGAUCACUGCAACACCAAAACCGGAUGUCCAGAAAUCCUUAAAAACAGCCAAAGUUCCACCAAGUGGUAAAUUUCCUCCUCUUCCAUACACGGAGCCUCAAUGGGGUGGGGUAGCAGGUGUCUCUUACACCUUUGAGCUGCUUAAAAAUGGGGCCAUCCUGGACAAUGUACCUCUCACUCAGCAGAGUUAUUUUGUGGUGGGACGCUUACCAGUGUGUGACAUCUCUCUGGAGCAUCCCUCCAUAUCACGGUACCAUGCCGUAGUGCAGUAUCGUGGAAAGACAGGAGACACCGGUGCUGUAGGAGAAGAGCUUGGGUUCUACAUUUACGAUCUGGGUAGUACUCACGGCACCUUCGUAAACAAGAACAAGGUCCCUCCGAAGACUUAUAUAAGGCUGCACGUUGGACAUGUGGUGAAGUUUGGAGGAAGCACUAGGCUGUUUGUCCUCCAGGGUCCUGAAUCGGAUGAAGAGGCAGAGUCUGAGCUGACCGUUACAGAGCUGAGAGAGCGGGCCAGAAAGCAGCGAGAACAGCUAGAGAAGAGGAUGAUGGGAGAUGGUUCAGAUGGUGAUGAUGAUGACGACGACAACGACAGCGGCAAUGACAAGAAGAUUGAAGAGAAGGUUGCCCAUGGAAGACGGGCUGCAGACGACAGUGGCUGCUCAUGGGGAAUGGGAGAGGAGAACGUCCCAGAGGAGGACGAGAAUGAAGAGAAUCCAUUUGCUACCGAGUUUCAUGAGGACCAAGAAGCAGCCUACCUGAAAGAUCCUAAAAAGGCCCUGCAAGGCUUUUAUGAUCGAGAAGGGGAGGAACUGGAGUUUGAAUAUGAAGACAAAGGACACGGCACCUGGCUCUGCAGAAUCAAGUUACCAGUGGAUGAUGCUGCAGGCAGGCAGCUGAUCGCUGAGGUCACACACUCGGGUAAAAAGAAGGACGCGGCUGUACAGUGCUGUUUGGAGGCGUGCCGCAUGCUGGAGGCUCGAGGUCUGCUGAGGCAGGAGGCAGUCUCCCGCAAGCGGAAACAGAAAAACUGGGAGGAAGACGACUAUUACGACAGCGACGAUGACUCCUUCCUGGACCGCACGGGGACUGUCGAGAGGAAGAGGAAAGAACGCAUGAAGAAAGCCGGCAAGAUCCAGGAAAGACCUGAGACAUACGACUCUCUGGUUUCUAAGCUGGCUGAAGUGGAAAAAGAGCUGGCUGAAACUGAGAACACACUCGGUUCUUCUGAGAAAGGGAGCUGCAGCACAGCUACAGAGGACCCCCUGGAUGCGUUUAUGAGCUGUGUGCGCAGUCAGGCUGCUGUGGAUGUGGUGCAGAGGAAGAAGCUGCAUCUGCACGUGGCCGAGCUGAAGAAAGAACAACAGCGACUGCGCAAACUCAUCGACUUAACCAGACCCACACAGCUGCCGUCGCUGCAGAGCCAGUCUGACUGUCAAUCAUCUGAAGCGGACAAGUCCAAGAAGUUAUCCCUGCCUCUUUUUGGUGCUAUGAAAGGUGGCAGCAAAUUUAAACUGAAGACAGGAACCAUUGGGAAGUUGCCUCCAAAAAGGCCCAACCUGCCGCCUGAGCUCUUCAACAUGAAAGAACUCCCGCCUGGAGGAGAGGAGGAGGAGGAGGAAGAGAUGGAUGAGCGAGAAGAUGAACAGGAAAAAUCAUACGAAAUAGGCGACGCUUGUGAAGACGCAGACGAAGAUAUGUCACAGAGCCGUGAAGAGAAAACUCAGAACCUGGAGAGACAAACAGUAAAGAGCCCUUCCUCACACGGGAAAGAGAAGACUAAAUCAGAUCAUCCUAAAGACGACUCUCCGUCAGAACCUCAAGAGAAAGACCAUCCUCCUCCGAAGAAAAGUGGAAAGAUGAUUGGUCCCAGUAGGCCUCCAAGCACCGUGUCCAAACAGUACCCCGAGGACGACCCUGAUUACUGUGUGUGGGUGCCUCCAGCAGGUCAGACUGGUGAUGGUCGGACUCAUCUUAAUGACAAAUAUGGCUACUGAGAGUGUUUUCAUUGGUGUCAUAAAGGCUGAAGGUCCAGCUGAGAAAAAUACACCUUUCCCUGUAAAAAAAAAAAAGAUCUGGAUGGUUUACGUGGACUUGAGCACUUUGCGAAUGGAUUGCGAGCAGGACAUUUUUCAUGCGUUUUUCGGCUUACCGUGCGGCGUGUGGAGUAAAAAAAGAAGCAGGGGAGAAAGAGGAUGGAGAGUUGCAAGCUCUACAAGGACCUUCUAAAUCGCAUAUUGACUCCGAACGCUCAUUGACUGCUCAGGUCAAGCACUGGAAUCGUGAUCUGUUCACCCACUAGUCAGCCUUAACACACAGGAAAAACCCAUGGCAUGAACAUUUUCAGCACGAACGUCCUGAUCUUUUGUUUUAAAGUUUGCUUAUUCUGUUUAUUUGUCUGUUAUUCCAUUUUCCUUUUUGUUAAUGGUUACAAUACAAUCCAGCACCCCUGCCUUUGCACACAGUCGUCAACUUCUCACGGGAAUAAACGCAAAUAACGCAGAAACCAACAAAUUAACUCCAAAACCACUGAUCCUGUCACCAAUAUAUUUUGGGAUUAUUUUAAUGGAUUACUGAGCAGGUCAGUGUAUUUCUAUAGGUACUUUAAACCUAUUCAAUGUCUCCUACACCUUACUCAGCAUAACAGUUAGAGAAGUCUAGUACAAACCAAACCCACCAUACUGGUCACUCUAAGUGUAACACUAGCCAUCCCGGGUGAGAUAUCAGGCCGUCAUGGGUGAGGAUCUCAAGCCAUUCAGUCACGAACAGCAAGUGUCCAGGCUGGAUUUGUGUUCGGCUUGUGUUACCUUAGCUAGCCAUCUGGAUGCUUGCUCUGUAUCCGAGGUUUGAGAGCAAGCUGUCCAUGAAUCAAGUGACACAAGUGUGUGUGUAAGUUUGAUGUCCCAGGGGUGGGGGUGUGUUGUGUAUGUGUUCCUUCUAUUUGAUAAUAAUGAAGAGUGACUCAGUGUUAAAGAGGCGUGUUGGCAUGAACGCGUGUUGUUUUGCCCAAGGAAAGAUUAGGCCCUCCCACAGACUUCACAACUCUCCAGUAAUACUUUUUUAAGCCCUUUAUUUAAUUGUUCUCUUUUUUGUCCUAGAACAAGAUGUAAAGGAAAAGUGUUGUAUUGUUUUUUUAUCUUCUUUUUGUAAAAAUUUAAAUAAAUGGUCAAAUGUA
Messenger RNA from Silurus meridionalis, 3784 nucleotides. RefSeq names its product solute carrier family 4 member 1 adaptor protein. The transcript is spliced from 14 exons. Gene Ontology annotation, molecular function: mRNA binding; protein binding. The record is from RefSeq and is a predicted model, not a curated record. Lineage: Eukaryota; Metazoa; Chordata; Actinopteri; Siluriformes; Siluridae. The coding region runs from base 132 to 2606 and encodes 824 amino acids.